This is a messenger RNA of Alosa sapidissima (American shad), 2845 nucleotides long. RefSeq names its product transmembrane and ubiquitin-like domain containing 2 (gene tmub2). The transcript is spliced from 3 exons. Bases 129 to 1082 code for a protein of 317 amino acids. The record is from RefSeq and is a predicted model, not a curated record. Gene Ontology annotation, molecular function: protein binding. NCBI's taxonomy places the organism in Eukaryota, Metazoa, Chordata, Actinopteri, Clupeiformes, Clupeidae.
GCUCGUGACGUCAUCCGUCAGUAUCAUCUGUUUUGUGGACAAAGUAGCUUGACAGAAAGUCCACAAGCUAACUUAUGAGCUAUCAACCAUGAACUGAGCAACAUUUCGGAGAGUACUGAGGGGAAAGUAUGGCGGUGUGUGCGCUGACUGUGCUGGACGGAGUUGGGGAGGAGGCAACCGCUCUGGGCGGAGUGGUUCUCCUGGUGGUCACCAUCAUCCUAGCCUGGCUGUCCACCCAUGUGGCUGACCGUGGAGACCACAUUCUGGGCACCAUUCUCACAGUGGGUGCCCAUGCCUCCCUCAUAGGCCUAGGAGGCCACGACGGCUAUGUUGGGGGGCCCUCAAGCACGGACGUGGAAGACCAGCCAGACGCCAAUUCCAACCCAGAGGAGAAGCCCGAAGAGGAGGAGAGCAGAGCCGAGGAGGGAGAGGAGGACGAGCUCCUGGACAUCCAGAGGGUGAGAAGGAAGAAACGCAAAAUCCAAAGGGAGAACAAGGGAAGCAGGCAACACCCGGAAGGAGGAGAGGAUGAGGAGGAGUAUGAAGAGGACGACAAUGAUUAUGACGAGGAGGAGGAGGAAGAAGUCGAUGACGAAUCGGAAAACAUCACAGUGCGCUUGAAGUAUCUGAAUGAUACCGAAGAGGUGGCUGUGCUCAGGCCUCAUGACACAGUUGGCCUGCUAAAGAGUAAGCACUUCUCUGGCCGUGAGCGUCAGAUCAAGCUCAUCUGGCAGGGCCAACUUCUGCAGGACCCACGCCGCACACUCGCCUCCCUCAACAUCACGCACAAUAGCGUGCUCCACUGCCACGUGUCCCAGGCGCCGGCCCAGCCCGAGGCCCCCGGCGGCCCAGAGGAGGGCGCCCGGGCCAGGGGAGACUCGGGGCUGAGCGCCGGUCUCCGCUCGGCCGGCCUGACCCUGAGCUCCAGCAGCCUGGUGGUGCCUGUGUUUGUGGUGAUGCUGGCCGUGGUGUGGUACUUCCGCAUCCACUACCGGCAGCUCUUCACCGCACCUGCCACCAUCUCCCUGGUGGGCGUCACGGUGUUCUUCAGCUUCUUCAUUUUCGGGAUGCACAGCCGGUGACGGGGAACAUGGGUUUGAGAAGGGGGUUUUAGUUUGAUGGACAAAUGAUGAGAAGGUGGAGAAUGCUAAAAGAGUGGUGGGCUUUGGGCACAGCCCAAGGUUUGUUACGUAAGCCCUUUUCUAUAAACCGGUACAGUAUGCUUUCAAAACCAUGCGCAUACGCAUUUUCGACUGUAAAUCAAAUCUGAUUAUACUGGAGGAAAGCAGCCUAACAAGGCCUGCUUUGUGUUUUUAAAUCUCAUCUCAGACCCUCACAUGCUCAAUCAUUGUCUGCGUUGUGCUGCAGCAUUUCCCAAAUUUUGUCCUUUCUUUUUGUUUUGGUCUUUUGCUACUUGCAGUCUUUUCCUUUGAGGUCAUCCACUGUUGUUUGUAAACAAGACACGUGACAUUAAGCACAGCUUAGUUCUUCUCAUGAUUAAUGUAGAAAUGUUAACACACACAAACAAACACACACAACAUAGUGCGGAUGAUUUUACACCACUAGUAGACGGGGCUAUCACACUCUGCACUGAUAGAGAUAUGCCCAGCAAUUACACUGCAUUACAAAAAACAACACACACCAGAAACACACAAUCGCAAAUUAAGUCACCUCACUGCAACUGCCAACCUAUAGCUAAACUAUACAAGUAGUUCUUUAGAUGGGCUAUCACUUCCGAGUAUAGUGCAACAUGCUGUACUGUGUUAUAAGUAGACCACUCGACUAUAGAGUCAGUGACUUACUUUCAUCAGUGACAAAGACAGUGCGUGUGCUUGAAAAGGGUAAAAGAGUGUUGUGAUUUUUAAGAUGUCAGGAAAAACUGAUUGAGUUGUAAGAUUAGGAAUAGUCUUUCCCCAGAUGUUUCUUGUAUGGUUCUUUUCCAACACAUGGCUUUGUAGUCAUACGUGUUUGAAUAUGAGCCCAAAAGCAGACACUUUUUAUGAAUAAUUUAAACCAAGCCCUAAUUUGUGCAAUGAUAUCCCUACACACAAACAUUACAUCCGUGUGUAUUAACUGCGUUACUCUGAUUAAAAAAGAUUAUGUUUGGGAAGAAUAGGCUCUUUCCAUGGAACAGGAAUAACUUGUAAAUGGCGUCAGUGCACAUUUCUACUGUGCCUUAGAGUGUCCCUGAUCCCAUGCCAGGUAUCGUGCCAGGACUUUUGAAUUGUGUGCUGUUUUACCACCUCCCUUCCAACCCCCUGUACCACUAUCAUCUCCAUGUCUUUAUGCCACAUCACAUGCAGUGGGUGCAGAUCAUUUUGCACAAAUAUUUUAAUGGCAGGUGUCUUAUUAACAGUGGGGAAAGGGUUGUAGUUUAUCAGAAGGUACUGUAAAUAAUCAUUAAGCAAUGUUUUCUUUGACAGAAUAAGUUGUUGCUACCUUUUUUGUUUUGCUAUAAUGGUUGCAGUUCUAUUUACUAAUAUAGCCAUUAAUUACAAAGACACAGGCUCGUUGGGCUUUAAUGUAUGUAUAAACCUAUUGUAUAUAAGAUAUGUAAAGACAUUUAUGUGAUAAAAACAAAUGUUGACCCUGCAGAGAUGUUGUAAUAUAUAUCUCGCAAAGUUACGUUUUGUCACAAGCAUCUCAUUUGUAAGACAAAUUAUUUCCAUCCAUCCAGCAAAGGCAAUAUCUGAGAAGUUGAAUAGCUUUUCCAUUCCAUUUGUCAUUAUUGGUCCAGUGUAAGUGGAUGUCAUUGUCAAGAAGUCAUUCAAAGGGUCAAAUAUUGCAAUCAGUUUUCCUCACUGGCUUCCGUACUGAAAGACUGAUUAAAUGAGUUUCAACUGAA